Messenger RNA from Catharus ustulatus (Swainson's thrush), 2295 nucleotides. RefSeq names its product gliomedin (gene GLDN). Gene Ontology annotation, cellular component: cell surface. The transcript is spliced from 10 exons. NCBI's taxonomy places the organism in Eukaryota, Metazoa, Chordata, Aves, Passeriformes, Turdidae. The record is from RefSeq and is a predicted model, not a curated record. Bases 1 to 1593 code for a protein of 530 amino acids. Gene Ontology annotation, biological process: signal transduction.
AUGGAGGCGCGGUGCGGGCGGGCGCUGCUGGCCGCCGUGGGGCUGCUGUCGGCGCUCAGCGCGGCGGGCACGCUGUUCCUGCUGGCGCAGUGGCGGGAGCUCGGCGCGGCGCUGCGGGAGCUGGAGGCGGCGGGGAUCGGGAUCGGGAUCGGGAACGGGAUCGGGAACGGGAUCGGGAACGGGAACAGCUCCGUGCGGGGGCCGCCCCCCGCGCCCGCCGCUCGGUCCCGCCGCAGCCGCCGCGGGGAGCGCGCCCGGGGCCACGUGCGCGCCGAGAGCGAGGAGAUGCUGCUGAUGCUCACCUACUCCAUGGUGCCGGUCCGAGUGAUGGUGGAUUUGUGUAACAGCACAAAAGGGAUAUGCUUAACAGGCCCCCCAGGACCGCCAGGGCCUCCUGGACUUGAUGGACUGCCUGGCUACAAUGGAUCAGAUGGAAUCCCAGGAACUCCAGGACAAAAGGGAGAACCGGGAAUAAAUGGAAAAAGAGGAAAAAUAGGUUUACCAGGACCAAAAGGUGAUCAAGGACAGAAAGGAGAACCAGGAGAAAUGGGUUUACCUGGCAUGGAUGGUAUGCCUGGAGGAAAAGGUGCAAGAGGAGCCAAGGGAGAAAAGGGGGAUGCAAACAAUGAUGUGAUAUUAGAAGGUGCAAAAGGUGAGCCUGGACCACCUGGGCCCCCUGGACCUCCUGGACCCCCAGGGCCUCCAGGGAAACGUAAAGGUAAAGGUAAAGCCAAAGCAGAGCUUCUGGAGAACAUCUACAGCAGCAAAUGCACAGGUGAGACAUGCGCUAUACCAAAUGAUGAUACCCUCACUGAAAAGGCUGAAGACAGAACCCCAGGUCCUCCAAAAAAAGCUGAAUGUGUCAUAACGUCUGUAGGAAGCCCUGUUCACUUUGUCAGUGUGCAGAACACAUUUGGAACUUGGAUGAGAGAACCUGCAAACAUAAGUGAUGAAAGGAUUUGGCUCACCAUGCAUUUUUCAGGGAACUAUAUAAAAGAAUAUGAAAAUUCCAAUGCCUUGCUGAAUGACAGCUACAGGAUCAUUAACAUCACAGGAUUCUUCUAUGGAUGUGGUCAUGCAGUACAAAACAAUUAUCUCUACUAUCAGAAGGGAGGAUCCAAUGCCAUUCAGAAAUUUGGGCUCGAUAAAGCCUCGCUGAGCGAGCUGCCCAUGGACCACGCCUUAUACCAUGGCCGGAAUUACCUCUUCUCUAACUCCAAGACAUAUUUCAACAUAGCAGUGGAUGAGAAGGGUCUUUGGAUUAUAUAUGCCUCAAGCACUGAUGAAAAUAUAAUGGUAGCACACGUCAAUGAAGAAACGUUCUUAGUCAAUCGGCACAUCAAUACCACCUAUCCUAAGUCCAAGGCUGGUAAUGCAUUCAUAGCAUGUGGCAUUCUGUAUGUUACUGACACUAAGGACAUGACAGUAAGUUUUGCUUUUGAUUUACUGGAAGGGAAGCAGAUUGAUGCAAGGUUUGAGUUACGGUCUUCACAGUCUGUUCUUGCUAUGCUUUCGUACAGUCUGCGAGACAAGAAUUUGUACACGUGGGAGAAUGGGAGCCUAAUGGUGUACCCAGUCCAUUUUGGCAGAUGAAUCUAUUUUCACAUGCCACUUUGACUAAAGGAUCUAUUUAAAGCUCUAUGAUGUAGACAUGGGGGUCUCUUCACUAGGUAUCAUUUUCUGUUUGCUGAGGGUGGUUUGUGAAUGUGCAUAAAAGGGAGAUCAGGUGCCUUCAUAUAAACACACUUCAAUGACAUGGGCCAUCCUCACCUUUUUAAAAAGUGUUGUUCACUAUUACAGCUGGCACACAGCAUAGACAUACUUCUGUUUCUCCCCUGUUAUUCAGCUGAUAAUUGUGUCUAAUGUACAUUGAUUAUUCCAUGGUCAUGUGCUCAGCAGAGACUAUUUGUAACUUUUAUUUACAAAAUCAUCUUCUCUGCAAACAUUUUCUAGUCAGUGAUGAUGGUCUAAUAUAAACAUCUAAAUAAUGAACUUUUUUGUACAAAUACCUCUGUCACUUUCAUUUAAUUUCCGUAGACUCUCUGUGACCAUUUUUUCUGGACAAAGGUUUAAGGCUGUCAAAACUUAUGGGAAUGGAAAUACUUGUUUAAAUAGCAAAAAAACCAGAAAGCUUAAAAUUUGACAAGUCAAAUCCAAUGCUAAUAAUAAAAAGCAAAAUACAGCUAAAAUUCAAGGAAAUGGGAAUAAUGACAUUAAAUACUGAAUACACAUGAACUGUGUUUCUUUAAAAGUAAAGACAUAACUUUCUUGAUUAAAAUUUAAUUUUUAACAGUA